UGUACUUCCAAACCACAAGGGGGCGAUGUGACCAAUUCUGCUGUUUGCGAAGAGCCAGACCUACAAGAAGAAUUACAGAAUUGUCAAAAAAAGUGGCGCGAGCGCUGAGGAUGUUCAUGAAGCAGUGACGUGGUUGCAAUAGUUAUUGUUUCUUAGACAUGUCGACAAGUUGAAGAACUGGAGGUAAACAGAACAUGGAAGAGACAAGGUUCUGCGGGUUCUGGCCCGGACGGACAGAGUAACGGUCUGCAGUUUAGUAUCAGAUGAUCUCCUCAUGAUGGCGAUGACCCCAGAGCAGGAGGCCCUGAUUUGUCGCGUGUUUGAUGCCUAUCUGAGUGAGCAUCACCAUGACGAUAUCCUGCUCCUUCUUGAUGAUGAUGGUGAUGAGACCCAUCACCCGGUGGUGGUAAACGCAAUGACUCUCUUCGAGGCCAAUAUGGAGGUCGGGGAUUUCUUCAAUAUGUUUCCUGACAAAGUCUUGGCCAUGUUUGAUGAAGUUCUGCAGAAGAAAGCUGUGCAGAUCUCAGAGGACGCGUCGUCCGGCCAUAAAGGAGGACAGAAGUCCAGAGAAAGCAGAUGCACGCUCCACGCUCGGAUCACAGGUCUGCCAGUGUGUCCAGAGCUGACCAGACACACCAUCCCCAGAUCUAAAGAUGUCGGACACUUCCUUUCUGUGACCGGGACUGUGAUACGGACCAGCGUCGCCAAGGUUCUGGAGUAUGAGCGGGAUUAUAUGUGCACCAAGUGUCGACACGUCUUUAAGGUGCAUGCCGACUUUGACCAGUUCUACACGUUUUCUGCACCGGUUAGCUGCCCUAGCCCGGCUGGCUGCAACUCCAUGAAGUUCAGCUGCUUGUCUGAAGGCUCAGAACCUGCUGCCUGCAGGGACUACCAGGAGAUCAAAAUCCAGGAACAGGUGCAGAGACUCUCUGUGGGCAGCAUCCCUCGGUCCUUGGUUGUGAUUUUGGAGGAUGAUCUGGUGGACGGUUGUAAAUCCGGAGAUGAUGUGACCAUCUAUGGGGUGAUGUGUCUCCGCUGGAAACCCCUGUACGACGGCACCCGCUGUGAGGUGGAGCUGGUCCUCAGAGCCAACAACCUGGAGGUGAACAACCAACAGACGGCUGCUGCUCAGCUUCUUACCGACGCUCAAAAGGAGUUUGAGGAGUUCUGGAGGAGUUACGAACACGAUCCCAUGGCUGGCCGGAACCAGAUCUUACUGAGCCUGUGCCCGCAGGUCUUUGGCAUGUAUGUGGUCAAACUGGCCGUGGCGAUGGUUUUGGCGGGCGGGGUGCAAAGAAUAGACCCUUCUGGGACCAGAGUCAGAGGAGAGUGCCACAUGUUGCUGGUUGGUGACCCAGGAACAGGAAAGUCCCAAUUCCUGAAGUAUGCAGCUAAGAUCACACCCCGAUCCGUUCUCACUGCUGGGAUCGGAUCCACAAAUGCUGGUCUUACGGUCGCUGCUGUGAAGGAUGGAGGUGAGUGGCACCUGGAGGCGGGGGCUCUGGUCCUGUCGGACGGCGGUCUGUGCUGCAUUGACGAAUUCAACAGCAUCAAGGAGCACGACCGCAUCAGCAUCCACGAGGCCAUGGAGCAGCAGUCCAUCAGUGUGGCCAAAGCGGGGAUCGUGUGUAAGCUGAACACCAGAACCACCAUCCUGGCUGCCACCAACCCAAAAGGCCAGUACGACCCCAACGAGCCUCUGUCUGUCAACGUGGCGCUGGCCAGCCCUCUGCUUAGUCGCUUCGACCUGGUUCUGGUUUUACUGGACAACAGAAAUGCAGAGUGGGACAGGGUCAUCUCCUCCUUUAUCCUGGAGGAGCAAGGACUUCCAGCUGAAUCCUCUGCUCUGUGGUCCAUGGAGAAGAUGAAGGCUUACUUCUGUGUGAUCAAGCAGCUGCAGCCGCAGGUUUGUGACCAGGCCAACCUCAUCCUGACCCGAUACUACCAGGUGCAGCGCAGAAGCGAUGGGCGGAACGCCGCCCGCACCACCAUCCGCAUGCUGGAGAGUCUGAGUCGGCUGGCUGAAGCUCACGCCAGGCUCAUGUUCCGAGACACUGUAACCAUUGAAGAUGCUGUCGUUGCUGUGUCCAUCAUGGAGUGCUCCAUGCAGGGCGGCGCUCUACUAGGAAACGUCAAUGCCUUGCUCACCUCCUUUCCCGCUGACCCGGUUGAGCAGUAUCGGUCCCAGUGCCGGGUGGUUCUGGAGGGUCUAAACUUGCCUUUGCUUCUUCGCAGUGAGAUGGGGCGACUGUGCAGACUGAGGAGCAGCUCAGAAACUUCAAGCUCCGCCCCCAGCGAACCAAAGAGCCCUCCCCUCGACGGGGACCGGGGAAGCGACGCCUCAAACAGGCCUCAUUGUUUUAGUGUUUCACCUCCGCUGCAUGGAACUCCUAUUUUCACGUCAACUCAGGAUGUAAGCAGGAAGUCGGGCUCGUCCCAUCUUACCAACCAUCAAGGGGAAGAUGGCGUUCGGAGUGACCCCGCUUCCACGUUUCUUCAUCAUGAUGUUUUGACGGCAUCAGAAAGCUUUAACGUUGCUUCAGAGAAACUGAAACAAACAGCUGAAACUGCAAAAGUUCUCACACACAAAACCCAAAAACAUCCAGAGGAGAUUGGCUGCGUGGUUUUUAAAAUUCAAAAACCCAAAGGAACGGAGGAGGUGAUCCGGAGUCUUCAGGAGGACCAGGGAGGAGGAGGAGGAGGAGGAGACGAAGGCAAUAAUGAAGAGCAGGGCUCUGGUAAAGAGGAGCAGAACAGGACUGAAACGAAGAGCAUCAGCGCUGCGCUCAGUGAAAGGAUGGCAGCGGAAACUUCAACAGACCUUCACAGCAGGUUUUUGGGUUUCACGUUCAAACCGAAGAAGAUGAUGACGACUUCCAUGCUCAAGGAAUCUGCUCCUCACCAAGACUCGACAAAAGUGACGAUGAAGAGGAUACAACCUGUUUCAGAGGAUGAAGCCAGCAGUGUGCCUACAAAUGCAAAGAAACGCAGAGUACAGACAGCAGAGGGCGCAGUUUCUGAGGAGCAGACCAGAAGAAGAAAGGACAGCCUUGAGGGAAGAUCUUCAUCAUCAGGCAGGCUGUUUGAUGUUACUUUGUCUGGAAAGGACAAUAGAGAAUCAGGAGAUGAUGGUAGGAAAAAAACAGAUGCAGAGUUUCUUGAUCUAGAGAGAGGUCUAGGUAAUCCGGUUUCAGCUAGCGGUGAUUCAGGAGGCCAGAGGAAGAACAGCGUGGCCGUGUCUGCAUUCGCCAAACUGAGCAGAUUCUCUUUCAUGGGCUCAACGGAACACAAAGCUGCCCAGAAGUCAUCAGCGAGUCCAGAGAGAAGAGACUGUAUGAGAGCUGACUCUGUGCACCCAAAAGAAGGAAUCAGAAGACGGAUCUCUGACCAAAACAUGGAGGUGGAUUCUGAACACCAAGAGAAGCGGGGUGCAGUGAAGAGUCCUGGUGCUGUUGCUCCUCUGAACCCAAGCAAAAGAAAGUGUUUCCAGUUUAGGCCAACAGAAAUCUGUGGCCCUUCGCCCUGUCCGCUGACAGGACCCUCCUUGUUCGAGUCUGUCGACAUUAGUGAUGUUCUGGACACAGACUGGGACCAGGAGCUCAGCAGUCUAAAAACCAACCCGUAACAGAAACUAUGUGGUUCUGAGACUGUGAUGACCCAGACCCUCAUAUAAGUGAACCUUUAAGAUUACAAAAGACUUUUAAUGCAUCACAAUGAUCCAAAGCCAAAUAAAGAUCAUGUCUGCUGCUUGAGGGUUCUUGGGUUCUGCUGUGGAACCGUGUGAGUUCUGUGCAGCUUGCACUUCUGCUCUGAGGUCUUAAAACCAUAAGCCAGUCAGAACCCAGACCUUCUAUCAUCUCUAAAGAUGUGUUAAUACCUUCUGUUUUCACGUUUUUCAUUUAACGGCGCUUAAAGGGCCAAAAAAUAAUGAUGAAAGCUGUCUGACCUUCACCCUAACUACAGUAAAUCCUUUGUGAAUAUAAAGUUAGCAGUGGCGGUGGCUCCAGAUGAGUUUUUUUAGUUUUUCUGGAAAGAACUUCAAUGGUUUAAUCUCCAGCUUUCUCACCUGCUGUGUCAUAAAAGCCUGAACUUCUGUA
Oryzias latipes (Japanese medaka) is the source of this 4097-nucleotide messenger RNA. It is a transcript of the gene mcm9, whose product is annotated as minichromosome maintenance 9 homologous recombination repair factor. The record is from RefSeq and is a predicted model, not a curated record. Lineage: Eukaryota; Metazoa; Chordata; Actinopteri; Beloniformes; Adrianichthyidae. Gene Ontology annotation, molecular function: single-stranded DNA binding; ATP hydrolysis activity; single-stranded DNA helicase activity. Gene Ontology annotation, cellular component: MCM complex; nucleus. Gene Ontology annotation, biological process: double-strand break repair via homologous recombination.